This is a messenger RNA of Zygotorulaspora mrakii, 741 nucleotides long. It is a transcript of the gene SKI6, whose product is annotated as exosome non-catalytic core subunit SKI6. Gene Ontology annotation, cellular component: cytoplasmic exosome (RNase complex); nucleolus; nuclear exosome (RNase complex). Lineage: Eukaryota; Fungi; Ascomycota; Saccharomycetes; Saccharomycetales; Saccharomycetaceae. The record is from RefSeq and is a predicted model, not a curated record. The coding region runs from base 1 to 741 and encodes 246 amino acids. The transcript has a single exon. Gene Ontology annotation, biological process: poly(A)-dependent snoRNA 3'-end processing; U4 snRNA 3'-end processing; nuclear mRNA surveillance.
AUGUCGAGAUUGGAAAUAUACUCUCCUGAGGGGUUACGUUUAGAUGGCCGUCGUUGGAAUGAACUAAGACGCUUUGAAUGCUCAAUAAAUACGCAUGCACAUGCGGCCGAUGGCUCAUCAUAUUUAGAACAAGGUAAUAACAAAAUAAUUACGCUAGUGAAAGGGCCCCAAGAACCUAGUAAUAAGUCUCAGGUAGAUACCGCAAAGGCACUCCUACGAGUUACGGUAAAUCUAACAAAAUUUUCAAAGAGUGAAAGAAGCAAAUCUAGUCAUAAAAAUGAAAGAAGAGUGCUGGAAAUGCAAACAGCAUUGGUACGCACAUUCAAUAGAAAUUUGAUGUUACACAUUUACCCAAGGACCUUGAUAGAUAUAGAAAUACAUGUCUUGCAACAAGAUGGUGGAAUUAUGGGAUCCCUUAUCAAUGGGAUCACUUUAGCUUUGAUCGAUGCAGGGAUUGCAAUGUACGAUUACAUCAGUGGCGUUUCUGUAGGUCUCUAUGAUGAGACUCCAUUAUUGGACACUAACACAUUAGAAGAGAAUGCUAUGAGUACAGUCACAUUAGGUGUAGUUGGAAAAUCUGAAAAAUUAUCAUUAUUAUUGGUGGAGGACAAGAUACCGUUAGAUAGAUUGGAAAGCGUAUUAGCAAUUGGCAUAGCCGGUUCUCAUAGAAUAAGAGAUUUGAUGGACAAAGAAUUAAGAAGACGUGCUGAAAAGAGAGUGGCAAGUGCAUUGGCUCGAUAA